CCAUCUCUCUGUCUCUCUCUCUCUCUCUCUCUCUCUCUGAGAUAGAUACAUAAAUGGCUUCUCAUUCCAGGAACAAAUCGUCGGCAAGAACAUUGAUGGCCAUAGCCGACGGAGCUUCAUGGGUAUGCGCAUCCGUUCUCGUUGCACUAAUCUUACUACUUAUCGCCGGCGGGGACGAGCCAGUACUGAAAGGAAGCCAGCUGUUGGAGCGGCCGUGCGACGAGAUAUACGUGGUCGGAGAAGGUGAGACGCUGCAGACGAUCGGCGGCAAGUGCGAAGACCCCUUCAUCGUGGAGCGGAACCCCCAUAUCCACGAUCCCGACGAUGUUUUCCCGGGCCUCGUCAUCAAGAUCACUCCCUCGAACCUAUCUUAAUUUGCUUUAAUGGUGGUUAAUUUCUGAAUUUCCCCUUCCUUCUCUUAUCGUGUGAAUGGAUGAAUAUGUCGUAAUCUGAGAAGAUUACAAGUUCUCAUAGGAAUUGCCAAAGAUGAAAUAUCCUUAAAAUGAUGGCUUACGUUC
This is a messenger RNA of Diospyros lotus (date-plum), 518 nucleotides long. RefSeq lists its product as uncharacterized. The coding region runs from base 54 to 374 and encodes 106 amino acids. The transcript has a single exon. NCBI's taxonomy places the organism in Eukaryota, Viridiplantae, Streptophyta, Magnoliopsida, Ericales, Ebenaceae. The record is from RefSeq and is a predicted model, not a curated record.